Messenger RNA from Dovyalis caffra, 861 nucleotides. The record is from the annotation of a GenBank genome assembly. NCBI's taxonomy places the organism in Eukaryota, Viridiplantae, Streptophyta, Magnoliopsida, Malpighiales, Salicaceae.
AUGACUUGUGCAGAAACUGAGGAAGGGAUUGCACAUGCAAUUGUCCGCGGUGAAAUAGAUUUCACAAGGGAUCCUUGGCCUAAAGUUUCUGAAGAAGCAAAAAAACUAGUGAAGGAUAUGCUUGAUCAAAAUCCUUACGAACGAUUAACAGUUGAAGAAGUUCUUGAAAAUUCAUGGAUACAAAAUGCAAGUGAUGCCCCUAAUAUAUCGCUUGGAGAAAAUGUGAGAACAAGGAUUAAACAGUUUUCCUUGAUGAAUAAGUUCAAAAAGAGAGCUCUCAUAGUGGUAGCAGACAGCUUGCCAGACGAGCAAGUAGAUGUAAUCAAACAACUGUUUGAUAUGAUGGACACGGACCACAAUGGGAACUUAUCAUUUGAAGAACUGAAAGAUGGCCUAAACAAGUUUGGAUACUCCAUUCCUGAUCCUGAUGUGAAGUUAUUAAUUGAUGCUAGUAAGACAUUUCCUCUCCUGCGUCUUUUAAAGGCGGAUGCUGAUGGAAAUGGCUCGCUAAGCUGCAAAGAGUUCAUGGCAGUGUCUGUUCAUCUGAAAAGAAUUGGCAGUGAUGAGUAUCUCACUCGAGCAUUUCGUUUCUUCGACAAGGACCAAAAUGGAUUUAUCGAGUUUGAUGAAUUGAGAGAAGCCAUGUCAAAUGACGAUCUAGGUCCAAACGAUGAACAAGUGAUCAAAGACAUCAUAUUUGAUGUUGAUCUUGAUAAGGAUGGUCGAAUCAGCUACAACGAAUUUAGGGCAAUGAUGAAAAGUGGCAUGGAUUGGAAAAUGGGUUCUCGUCAAUAUUCAAGAGCAAUGCUGGAAGCACUUAGCACGAGAAUACUAAAAAAUGAAUCCAAGCGAUUGAAAUAA